Messenger RNA from Helobdella robusta, 1969 nucleotides. RefSeq lists its product as hypothetical. Gene Ontology annotation, cellular component: nucleolus. Lineage: Eukaryota; Metazoa; Annelida; Clitellata; Rhynchobdellida; Glossiphoniidae. The transcript has 14 exons. Gene Ontology annotation, molecular function: protein binding. The coding region runs from base 1 to 1722 and encodes 573 amino acids. Gene Ontology annotation, biological process: ribosomal large subunit assembly; Notch signaling pathway. The record is from RefSeq and is a predicted model, not a curated record.
AUGCAAGGUAUUAAAAAAGAAGAGGAGUGUUUUGAAAGGGUUGACCAUUUAGUGGUUAACGGAUUAAAUAAAAAUUUAAUUUGUCAGGCAUGUGGAAAUGUUUUUCACGAUCCGGUAAUCAACGUAAGGUGUGGCCACACAUUUUGCCGGAGAUGUCUUAGUGUCAUAUCCGGAAUUGUCAAAUGCCCCCUCGAUGGUGACACCUGUCGACUUGAAGCUGUGGUUAAUAAUAGGAACAUUCAGGAUCAAAUAAAUGACCUACAAUUUUAUUGCAAAUACAGUCGAUCAUUUACAAAUAGGUAUUCAAACACUCCCCAUGAAGAUGGCUGCUCUGCUGUUUUAGAUUAUGGAUCUAAAUCUGAUCAUGAAAAUAGCUGUAAAUAUAGUUGGGUGGAUUGCCCAAACAAUCCAAAACUUUGUGGAAAGUUAUGGAAAACCAAAUUAAUAGAGCAUAGAAAUACUUGCCUGUUCUAUCCUUGCCCUAACUACAAAAAAGGUUGCAUAUUUCAAAAUACGAAAAGUAUUGUUGACCUUCACGUAUCAAGUUGUUUGUUUCAAGAUCAGGAGAAUGACCAUAGACAAAUGAACAUUGUUGAUCAGCUGGAAGCUCUCAAAACCUCUCAGAAAGAGAUAAUGAUUAAACUGAAUGAGCUGACAUGUAGGAUUGAAGUACUAGAGGAUGCAGUCAGUAAUAGCCGAGCGGUGGCCAGCAAAACAAAGAUUGUGAGCAAACUUCCUUCAGAGCCAGUUUAUGAUGAGUUGGAUGCAAGGUCAUCGAUAGGAGUCGAGUCAACGGAACUGUUGUCAGUUUCAAGCAACAACUCAAAACUCCCUCAUGACUGGACAAUGCCAUUUCAGUUCAAAUGUGUUGGCACAAUCAAGAGCCACCAGUCAGCAGUUACAAGCAUCACCAUGUGGAAGAAGAUGGUGUUCAGUAGUGAUGACCAGUCCAACAUUAAGAUGUGGUCACUCGAUGAUCCCUGUCUCGGCUGCCAACUCACACUGAAGGCUGGCAAAAAAAUGAUAAACAUGAUAACAGUGAACAAUGACCACCUGUACAGCGUGGGGGAGGACCUGUCACUCAGGUGCUGGAACCUCACCAACAUGUCCGAAGUUGCUACAGUUGAAAGUGCUCAUGACCACAACAUAACUGCCCUUGUAUGCUCGAAUAAUUUGCUCUUCACGUCUUCCUUCACUGUCAUCAAGGUGUGGAACUGUGAGACAUUGUCACCCGUGCAUGCACUCACUGGCCUAGACCACUGGGUCAAGGCACUUGCCAUCAACUCGAAGAAGGAUAAGUUGUACAGUGGAUCUCACAGCACAGUUAAUUUAUGGAGCGCCACUUAUCCAUUCGAAUUGCUGGGUACCAUUAAAAACCAGUUUGGUUCAGUGGAUUCUUUGGUGGUCUCCAAUAAACUCAUCAUCAUUGGCACAUAUAAUAAGAACAUUCAUGCAUAUGAUGUGAACACGUUAGCGUUCGUGCAUCACUUCACUGGUCAUGUUGGAAGAAUAAGUUGCAUGGUUCUCUCCCCACUGCACAAUUUCUUCAUUACCGGAUCAUCCGAUAGCACACUCCUGCUCUGGUGCCUCAAUAAGAUGCUGCCUAUUCAAACCCUGCAACGGCACCAGGGAGGUGUCAACUGUGUGGUCGUCUGCGACGACAUGCUUCUCAGUGGAUCGUCUGAUACUGAAAUUAAAGUGUUCAAAGUGUUGAAGCUGUGAUUUUGCCUCAAUUUGAAUUUUAAUAUAUUUUUGUAUGUUUUUUACUUGAAAUUAUUUUAAUUGUUUUAACUUGCGAUUUCUAGAGCUACCGUUUACUUUUUCUUUUAUAGUGCUUUCUUGUAUACAAACGCUAUUUUGUAUUUUAAUUAAUCGAUUAUGAAUAUUUUUCUAAGUUGUUUGAGACAUUUUUUAUACAACUCUUUACAUAUUUUGAAAUAGAAGUUUAUUAAAUACUGAAUAAACUGUC